AUGAUAGUUUUACUGAUAAAUUUAUUUUAUUUAGAUGUAUCUCAUUCAAAUGGAGUAUUUUAUAGAGGAAUAGCCACACAUGAAACCUAUGUAAAUACAACCGGCUGGUGUUCAAUUACAAUCUAUUGUCAACUAGUUUUUGUCAAUGACAACAGUCCAUCGUUUGUAUUCAAUGAAGCCGGUAAUGCAGUUGGUCUCAUUCCAACAGGAUACGAACCUAUCUUUAAUGAUGGAUCUAGGUAUCUGAUGAAACUCUUCUUUGAUUUUAAAUACUUUCCAACAGCUGAUGGAAUCCAAACUAUAAUCAUCACAGAUCUGAAGAAUUCAUCAAACUAUCAAUCAGUAACUUUUUAUCCACUAUGUGUUUCCGGUAAGAGAACCAACUUAAAUUUACAUUUACCAAAAACAUUAUUGGUAAAACCGAGUAUGCCUAGGUUCGAUGUUAUAUCAUCGAGUGGCUAUUCAUUCUUUACAUUACAACAAAUAAAAGAGGGUUUCCAACGUGAUCCAAGACAAGCACAACUACAAUUAAAAUGUUCAAUUCCCGGAAAUGACGUACCCAUAGAUUGUAAAUCACAACUCUACAAUCCAUACACUGGUCUUUACAAGUUAACAUUUACAAUCAAUUCGAAUCUAUCAUCAAAUAGCUAUUUCAAUCCAUUCAACAUUGAUUUACAGAUACUUAUUAACGGUAAUUCAUUACUUAGCAAUUAUUUAAUCCAACCUUUUAUACAAAAUCCUAGUAAUACUUUAACCUUUAGUCAAUUUAAAUAUUUCCCAACUAAUCAUAGUAGUCCAAUGGGUCAAAUUGUAUUUUCAAGUUUUGUUGCAAAUAAUCUGAUGCAGGACAGAGGUUUGAUUGGCAUAAACUAUUAUCCAAACUCAUUGGAUCAAUUAACACCGUUGGCAACCAACUCUGUUCCAUUGAUCGGUAACCUCGACACUGCUCUCUUUUUUUCGAAAUCACAAUUUUCCAAAUCCAACUAUUUCAUCUACCAUACCUAUAUUAAUUCAAACGGUGAUUUGAAUGCUCAAUUAUUAUCAAAUGAAUCAUAUAUCGAUUAUGAUGUAUCAUACCUUUUAGAUCCAAUUAAAGUUACUAUCUCAACUAGUUCUAUUUCCUCAUCAUUGGCGUCCACAAGUAUUGUAAUGAACUCUGUGAAAGAUCAAACUUUCCAUUUAGGUUUCAAUGGUUUUGCAUAUGUUCCACCUAUUCCAACCGUUCCCUUUGGUGUUUCCGGUGGAUUGUAUUCAAAUGCAAGCUAUUCAGUUAAUUAUUACCUCUCACCUUUUGUUGGAGCCAAAAAUAUCAAUUCUAGUUUGUACUAUGAACAAAAUCCAAGUCAAACUAAAAUUACUCAAUUCCAAACAAAUCAACCUGGUAAUGAUAUAUUACCACCUAUUAUUACAAAUUUUAGUUAUAUUAGAAUUUCAUCAUAUUCUUAUAUGGUUCAAAUCAGUUUCAAAGAUGCUGAUAGUGGAUUCUAUAGAGCUGUUGUAUCAUCAGACUGUAUUCUAGAGAGAUCCGAUUUGACUAUGGGUAGCUUAUACAAUGGUAUGGUUGAAAAGAUUUGCUAUUUCUUUUCUUUGACACCACAGUCUAUUUCGAUCUCUGAUUUAGUUGGAAACACCAGAAGUUUCAAUGUCUAUUCUGCCUACUAUUUUGAUGAUGUCACCGAGUGGAAUCCACCAUUACAAAUUGCAGACAUUCCAUCUCCAAUUAAUAUUACCAUCAAUGAAAUCACCCAAUUCCAAUUCCUACGUAAUCAAGUCGAUACUACCAGUGGACCAGUGAAUAAUACUCUUAUAUUCAAUAUUACCAAUGCCAAUUUCAAUUUGAAACCAAGAUUCACUUUGAUCUUUGAUGGUAGUGACUAUAAUCAGGUGUCGCUGGAUAAUACUUUUGAAGGUGAAUGGGACUAUGAUCAAGACUUGUAUGUUAUCAACUUUGUCAUUCCAUCACGACUCUUUACAUCUUCCAUCCAAUAUGCAAUUCUCUCCAACUAUGGACCAAUCACAAGUCAGCAUAUCUCUAGCAAGUUUGGUGUAGAGUCACUUUUAAAUGUUACCUCUACCAAUGCCGAUAUGAUGCCACCCUUGAUCACCAAAAUAGUUCCAGCGGAAAUUCAAAAUUCAAUACAAUGGUUAAUAACUAUCAGUGAUACAUUGAAUGGAUUUGCAAGUGGAUAUAUAAAUUACACAAGUGAUUUGUAUGCUGUUCCUAUUAGAAUUCCACUGACACCAUCUCCCAACAGCGGUGUGUAUCUUGCUACCAUUAGCAUAUCUACAUCCUCUUGUAUUACACAAACCUAUCAAAUAUCUGGAAUAUCAUUGGUGGAUAACAAUGGAUAUGAAUCAUCAACCAACAAUCCAAAUAAAUAUGAUCCACUGAUGUUGGUUAGAGAUAACACUAAUAAUUGUGUUCUUUUCAAACAAUUCCAAUGCUCUACCGUUCCAGAGAGAAUUCCACCGGUCAUCAAUUCACUCACUGUACCAUCAAGUGGAAUCGAUGUAACCAGUACAGAUCGUACAGUUCAAAUUUCUUUUUCUACAAAAGAUCUUGACUCUGGAAUAUCUAGCAAUACCCCAACUGUCUAUGUCUCGGCGAUGAAUGGACACGUCUUUAGCUUCCCUUCCACCGAAACAUCGAGAUCCAACAAGAUUGUCUAUUAUACCGCCAAUUUGAACAUACCAUAUGGCUUUGGAAAUGGAAUGAAAUCGUUGUAUCUCUCAAUCUAUGGUAUCAUGGAUAAUCAUUUCAAUUUAGCUGGUUACUCUAGUUCCGAUUUGGCACAAUUGACAUUCACCGCGACGAUACCAAUCAUCGAGCCAAAGUUUUAUCCCUACAUAGAAACAGUUUCUCUCUUCCAUUCUUAUGGAGAGGACUUGACAGUCACUGGAAAGAACUUUGGUGGUGACAACUUUUAUGCAAUCAUUACAACGAAUGAACAUAGUACACCACUAAACACUACACUCACAUCCAAAGUUGAGAGUGGUUUACUUUCAAUAUUUACAUUGCCACCACUGAAUAAUCAAUUCCAAAUUCAAUUAUUCAAUCCAAAUCCAUCAAAUAUUAAGAUAAUAAUACCAUAUAAUCCUGCAAAACCAAAUACAACAUGUACAACUUCAAAUUGUAUAUAUGGUACUUGUAUAUUUAAUACUUGUCAAUGCUUUACAAACUAUACUGGAUCAGAUUGCUCAUUUUUCAAUGGUAAUUCAACCAGACCAGAUGGAAAUUCAACUAAUCCAUCGACCAAUCCAUCUACUGCAACAACUAAAUCACUUAUUUCACUUUAUUCAAUUCGUGAGCUCGAUGACAUUGGAACAAUAGUCGAAGAAUACUUUAUUGAAAAGUGGAAUUUUACCAACUCUACAACCGUUGAUGAAAAUAACUUUUUAUAUUCUGGUAAUUUGACAACCGGUACAAUAGUAAAUGUUACUAUUCAAUAUUUCUUGAAAGAUAAAACUAUUUAUUUUGCUGGUCAAAAAAUUGAACUACUUGCUGGAUCAACUAAACUGUCAGUUGUUAUGGAUGGUUAUCCAUUUAAACAAAGAACAAAUUCACUUCAAGUAUUAAUUUCAGCACAAUUUACAAACAAUGGUAGUAAUUGCAAUCCAACCAAUAUGAUUUCUGGAGAUGAAAAUCUUAGUCAAAUCAAAUUGAUUUUAGAUGACAAGGUGUUGUAUGGAGAAUUCAAUCCAACUGGAAUCAUCGAUGGCAGAGUAAUAAAAGUUAAAAAUGAUAUAAUAAGUAACUCGACAUCUGAUAAUUCAGUUGGUACUUUAAUUGGUACAACGAUUCCAUACUACAGAAACUCAAUUACAUUGGAUCCAAAUUGGUCAAUUCUACUAGAUCCAACUAAAGGAAACAGCCAAUGCUCAAGUGGAAAUGGACUUACAAAUAUUCAAAAGGCUGGAAUCAUCAUUGCUUCGGUUGGACUUACAUUUGUUGUCGGUGCCUCUAAAGAGGCAACAAAAAUUGAGAAAGUUGGAAAUGGCCAAGAGAGUCAGCUUAUCUUCUUUAUAAAUAAAUCAGAUUUUCAACUAAAUAAGUAA
This is a messenger RNA of Heterostelium album PN500, 4056 nucleotides long. RefSeq names its product putative transmembrane protein. The record is from RefSeq and is a predicted model, not a curated record. Lineage: Eukaryota; Evosea; Eumycetozoa; Acytosteliales; Acytosteliaceae. The transcript is spliced from 9 exons. The coding region runs from base 1 to 4056 and encodes 1351 amino acids. Gene Ontology annotation, biological process: sexual reproduction.